Messenger RNA from Arachis ipaensis, 1684 nucleotides. Its product is annotated as Protein phosphatase 2C family protein. Gene Ontology annotation, biological process: protein dephosphorylation. The record is from RefSeq and is a predicted model, not a curated record. NCBI's taxonomy places the organism in Eukaryota, Viridiplantae, Streptophyta, Magnoliopsida, Fabales, Fabaceae. Gene Ontology annotation, molecular function: cation binding; protein serine/threonine phosphatase activity.
AGAGAGAGAAAGUUAGAGAGAGAAACAAACCCUAAUUUUGUUACUGUUGCUGUUGUUGUUCUUCUUCUUCUGCAAAGGAAUCCCAAUUCAGACCCAAUUUGAAGGCUUUAGGAUUCAAUUAGGGAAAUUUGAGAACCCUAAAUUCGUUCCCGAAAACGGCGUUUGAAGAUGAUUGUGAGCCAGAACAUGGUAGCGGAAGCGGAGAUUAUCUGUAAGCAGAGUAUUCCGAUGCUGGACAUGAAGUAUCAUCUGUGCGUGACGCAAGAACAAAACGUUAAGAUUGAGGUCUCACCAACCUCUCCUUCUGUCCCCAUAUUUGGUCAAGGUGCAUGCUCUGAGGUUCAAGAUUCCAUUUUGGAGACUCCUGUGAUUGAGUUUGUUCCAAAUGUGCGUUCUGGUAGCUUUGCAGAGAUUGGACCACGCAUAUCUAUGGAUGAUGAACACAUUAGGAUAGAUGAUCUAGCUGGCCACCUUGGAUUUGUGUUCAAGUGUCCAAUACCGAGUGCAUUUUAUGCAGUUUUUGAUGGGCAUGGAGGGCCUGAAGCAGCUGCUUUUGUUAAGAGGAAUGCUAUGAGGUUAUUUUUUGAAGAUGCUCAUAUGCUUCAAUCAUAUGACACCGAUUCACUUUUUCUGAAGAAAUUGGAAGACACUCAUCGGAGAGCUUUUAUACGGGCAGACCUCGCCUUGGCUGAUGAACAGAGUGUUAGUAGUUCAUGUGGGACUACAGCAUUGACUGCCCUUAUACUUGGAAAUCAUUUGCUGGUUGCCAAUGCUGGAGACUGUCGAGCAGUUCUUUGCAGGAGAGGUACAGCUGUAGAGAUGUCUCAAGAUCAUAGGCCAAGUUAUUUGCCGGAAAGGAGGAGAGUGGAGGAAUUGGGGGCCUUCAUUGAUGAUGGAUAUCUUAAUGGCUAUCUUUCGGUAACUCGUGCCCUGGGUGAUUGGGACUUCAAGUUUCCACUUGGUAUUGCAUCCCCUCUUAUAGCAGAGCCAGAUGUUCAACUGGUUACUUUGACCGAAGAGGAUGAGUUCUUAAUCAUUGGGUGUGACGGGAUCUGGGAUGUUAUGUCCAGCCAAGUUGCCGUUAGCCUUGUUCGUCGCGGAUUAAGAAGGCAUGACGACCCACAGCAAAGUGCCCGGGAACUGGUGAAGGAAGCAUUGCGCCUAAAUACAUCAGACAAUCUCACUGUGAUUGUCAUAUGCUUGUCCCCUGUACAAAGCAUUGUUGAGUCAUGUUCUUCGCCCUGGAGAAGAAGAUUCAAGGCUUGUAACCUGUCUGAAGAGACCCGAAAUAGAUUGAAAAGCUUGUCAGAUUAAAAAGUGGGAUUGUAAAUUGCAAUUCUAAUGAUUCAGAAAUGUUCCUUUCAUUUGAAGAUUAAUCUGUUUUUUAGGCUUUCAGAGUUAAAAAAAAAGAAAAGAAAAAAAAGAAAAAGGCAACCAGCAGUUUUGUAGGGAUAGAAAGGGAUAUUUGGUGGAGUUAGGGGGGAGACCUAUUUAAUUGGGAGUUGUUCUGAUUUUCCAGUUUAUGUUGGUACAUGAAGAGACAAGUGUAACUAAUUUUGGCGGAGUAGGAAGGGUCCCUCGUCAUCGUUGUUUUGAUUUUUUAGCCCCUUGCCUUGUUAAUGCUUUUUGGUGUAAAUAAGAUAUGAGCUAGACUUAUCAUCAUUCAGCAAUGCUUUGCUCUUUG